AUUUGUUUCCAAAUCUGUUCCAGAUAUGAAAACAAGAAAGGUGUGACCUAGGCUAAUUGCCUAUGAAUACUUUUAUAUGGAUUCUGCUUGGAGUCACAUAAAGAAUCAAGAUUCACAUAAAUUCGGGAUGCUAUAUAAAUGGAAGCCCGAUAUGAGCAGCUGACAUCAUCUCGGUCUUGGAAAGUUGUCCUGCACAAGGGAACUGAAGAAGAGCUGAGAUGUUACUCCUACCGGGAAAAUCGAUGCAAAAGUUUCUUCUUCCACCUUUUUUCCAUCUUUUUACUUGGAAUUCCAUACCUCUGCAUCUAUUGGAGGGCAGACUGGGGCAUGAAGUUGAUGAAGAGUCGCUGCCCCAUGGACCAAGCAGAUUUCCUCAUACUCAAGGACUGUCAUGGGCAGAAGUUUACUGUGGAAGUGAAAAAUCAACCUGUAGAUAGGACCUUCCCAUUCCAUCUAAUCAGUGAGAGUCUUAGUCAAACUCAUACCUGGGCCACUUCCCCUACUCCAUCAACUCAUCUCAUGGAAGCCUUAGUUCUCAACCUCAAGUACUUCACAUUUCACCAUGUCAAAUAUAUCUGGGAUCCUGUUGAGUUCACCUGGGUUACAUUAUGUGGACUGGAUGAACAAGUUGAAGUGUCCAAGGUCUUAGAACAGUUUCAUGGAUACACUAUUGAGGAGCAGCAGCAAAGGCUCCUCCUUUAUGGAGAAAAUGAAAUACAAGUUGAGGUGAAGUCAUACUGGACUCUACUAGUCACUGAAGUUUUGAACCCAUUCUACAUCUUCCAAAUUGGAAGCAUUAUUCUCUGGAGUCUGGAUAAUUACCUCUUAUAUGCUGUUUGCAUUUUCCUCAUAUCUGUUGUCUCCAUUGGAGUAUCCCUUUAUGAAACAAGGAAGCAAAGUGAGACCCUCCAUCAGAUGGUAGCAUCUUCUGCUGUGAGCCAUGCCACUGUCAUGAGAAGUUCAUCCAGUCAGUUCACUAAUAAAGAUCAUUUUGCAUGUAUAUAUUUCCUGAUUUGGUUAUAUUGUGAAUAUUGGCUGAAUGGUUCAGGAAUGGAGGAAGUGAAUGUACAGAUGCUUGUGCCAGGGGAUGUGAUAGUGAUUCCUCGCAAUGGAUGCAUUAUGCCCUGUGAUGCUGCUCUCAUUCAAGGCUCAUGCAUUGUCAAUGAAAGCAUGCUCACUGGUGAAAGUGUUCCCGUGACCAAGACGCAGCUGACACACACAGAAGAUGAAGAAAUAUACUCAUCUGAAAUCCAAAAGAGACACACACUGUUUGCUGGAACUCGGGUUAUACAGACUCGCUUCUAUGGCCAAAAUAAGGUUUUGGGUGUGGUAGUAAGAACAGGGUUUUCUACAGCAAAGGGAGAACUGAUUCGAUCAAUACUCUUCCCCAAGCCGAUGGGAUUUCGUUUCUACAAGGAUUCUAUCAAGUUCAUUCUAGCCAUGUUCUUCAUUGCAUUAUGUGGAAUGGUCUACUGCAUUUACAUCUAUGUGGAACAAGGAGCACAAGUUCAGAGGAUCAUCAUUCGAACACUAGACAUCAUCACAAUUGCUGUUCCACCUGCAUUACCAGCUGCAAUGACUGUUGGUACAGUCUAUGCUCAGAAUCGAUUGCAGAAGCAGGGUGUCUUCUGCACUUCUCCUCCUCGCAUCAAUGUGUGUGGGAAGCUCCAGCUCUUCUGCUUUGACAAGAGUCAACUGUAUUUCCAGACAGGGACCCUGACUGAAGAAGGGCUGGACAUGUGGGGUGUUGUCCCAAUCUCAUCAGGACCCAUUGAAAUUGAACCAUUAUUGACAAAUGUGGCACUUCUACCUGAAUCCAAUCCUCUCCUUAUUGCCUUGGCAACAUGUCAUUCUUUGACCAUGGUUGACAACCAGCUUACAGGUGAUCCACUUGACGUGAAGAUGUUUAAUGCCACUAAAUGGAUCUUGUUUGUUUGGUCUCAUUUGAGAAAAAGGGUAUGCUUUCAGGUGUUGGAAGAACCUGGGGAAGAUGAAGAAUCUCGUUUCGAUCUCCUGCUCCCAACAGUUGUCCGACCUCCUAUCGUCCCUCAAAUCGGUUUUGACCCCAACCUUGCUAGUGGAAAUGGAGGAGAUGGACUUGAAGAGACCGAAUUUGCCAUCCCCUAUGAGGUUGGCAUUGUUCGGCAGUUCCCAUUCACUUCUUCCCUUCAGCGAAUGUCAGUCAUCACACGCACCCUUGGCAAAGAUCACAUGGAUUUCUUCUGUAAGGGAGCUCCUGAGAAGAUUGCUUCCCUCUGCCAUCCUCAAUCAAGAGGGUUCUGGGAACGUGUGCGUGAAUACACGGUGCAAGGAUUCAGAGUGCUGGCAUUUGCAUGGAAACCUUUGGGCAAAAAAUUCUCUUGGCAUCAGGCCCAAAGAAUCAAGAGGGAGACUCUGGAACAUGAGCUAAGUCUUUUGGGUCUCCUCAUCAUGCGGAACACUCUCAAACCACAAACCACACCUGUCAUCCAGGAACUCUAUGCUGCCAAUAUCCACUCUGUCAUGGUCACUGGAGAUGACAUUUUGACUGCAGUGAGUGUGGCCCAUGAAUGCAAGAUGAUCAAACCAAACAGUCAAGUGAUCGUUGUCUCAUGCAGUCCUUCUGAGGAGUUCACUUCUCCUUGGAUCCUCUUUGAAGAAGCUGAGAUGCCUCAAGCUGACAUUGAAACAGCAAUGAAUGCAGCAAUCGCAUCUACUACCUACUCCUCUGUGGAUGAGACCCUUGUGUGCCUGGGAUCAGAGGAGAAAGAGUCUGUGUUGGCAUUGACUGGGAAGACAUGGGCAGGAUUACGCACCCACUUUCCCUUCUUGGUCCCUUUUGUGACUUUGAAGGGACGAGUGUUUGCUCGAAUGGCACCUGAUCACAAGGCUCAACUGGUGGAAAGCUUUCAAGCCCUGGAUUAUGUUGUUGGGAUGUGUGGAGAUGGAGCCAAUGACUGUGGGGUAAGAAAUCUUUCUCAUGUCUUUUUUGAUGAGAAUCCCUCCAAGAUGGAAAAUCAUUACAUUUAUCUACUUCAUACUAUCAGGAUCAAAUUUUGGUUCUGGGCCUUGAAGACAGCACAUGUUGGGAUCAGUCUGUCAGAUGCUGAGGCUUCUGUUGCUGCUCCCUUCACAUCUCGCAUUACUGACAUCACAUGUGUGCCUCGGGUCAUUCGAGAAGGAAGGUGUUCCCUCAUGACCAGCUUUGGAACCUUCAAGUACAUGGCCUUGUACUCCAUGGUUCAGUUCAUCUCAGUCCUCAUUCUGUACACAGUAAGACUUUUCUCUCUUUAUCUGCUGACUUUGGUGAAAUCUAUACAAUGCCUGCUGAUCCUAUCAUGGGACCUUGCACAGAGGAGGACAAACUUGGGAGACAUGCAGUUCCUCUACAUAGACCUCGUGAUCACAACAUCAGUGGCUGUUUUAAUGGGUCUCACCCCUGCUUACCCUGUACUUGUUAAGCGGACCCCACCUGGGAGUCUCCUUAGUCCUUCCAUUCUCCUAUCCAUCAUUCUUCAGAUCCUCCUUGCUUGUGGAAUCCAGAUUGCUGCUCUAUAUCUCUUGCUUUUCCAGCCAUGGUUCCAUGGUGACCCAAAUCAUGAUGAAUUGGUGGACCCAAUAGGAAGAGGAGGAGGGGAUCAAGAAAUAGUUAAAUCUUGGGAGAAUUCUGUGAUCUUUAGUGUCAGUUCCUUCCAGUACCUGAUUUUGGCUGCUGCUGUCUCCAAGGGACCUCCAUUUCGCAAGCCUUUCUAUGCCAACUACCUGUUCCUGGUGGCUCUUCUGGGCUUGGGAUUGUUCAAUGCUUUGCUUUUGGUCCUUCCUUUGGCCCCUUUGGCCUCCUUCUUUGAGCUGAUGCCCCAUCAUCAACCCAUUGCGUGGUUCUUUCGCCUUCUUCUCCUUGGCCUCAUUUUCCUCAAUAUUUUCUUCUCUUUCAUCAUCGAGUGGAUUUUAGAUCUGCACUGCUUGAAACGACUUUUGAAGGCAAAGAAGAAGGGACAAAGAGAGUCAAAGGGAUACAAGGAAUUGAGUUAUCAACUCAAUAAGUUCCUGCCUGACUGGCCUCCAAUUGGCGUGAAACUCUUUGUGGAAGAUAUACCUGAAUACCUCUGCAAUAUGGAUCCUCCUGUCAUU
Darwinula stevensoni is the source of this 4110-nucleotide messenger RNA. The record is from the annotation of a GenBank genome assembly. Lineage: Eukaryota; Metazoa; Arthropoda; Ostracoda; Podocopida; Darwinulidae.